This is a messenger RNA of Drosophila takahashii, 966 nucleotides long. RefSeq lists its product as uncharacterized. Lineage: Eukaryota; Metazoa; Arthropoda; Insecta; Diptera; Drosophilidae. The record is from RefSeq and is a predicted model, not a curated record.
CCCAGUGCCGAGCACUCAUAGAACACUCACUUCCGGUCCGGCUUUUUGGGAGAAAAUCAUUUGGAAAAAUUGGGUGUUUAUUUAUACCAACAUUAGAAGACGACACUAGAACCAUGAGCUCUUGCUGUGGAUCCCAGACGCCGAGAUGUUGUGAGUGUCCGCCCGGUUUGAGGCUGGAGAAGACCCCACAGGCGCCCGUUUUCGACAUGCUGGGUCCGCAUCCGGAUGAGGUGAUCAUGACGAUCCUGGAUCGCAUUUUGUAUCUUUCGGGCGCCACCAAAAUAAUUCCCAUGCUGGAGUUGGCGGGCUAUGGAUCAUCUCUUAAAAAGGAAUCCUGUCCACCGACAUCCACUUGCACUUCCGCUAGCACCUCGGUUCCUCCUUCGUCCUCAAUGUGGAACACCUGCUGCUCCAAGCCGCCCAGUACUACUAACACCUGUUGCUCCAAACCGACGAGCAGCUGCGGCAGUCGAAAGGUUACUCCAGUAACCUGUAUUCCAAAGGUUCCUACUCCCUGCACUCCAAAAUCCUGUUGCAAGACCUCGAGUCGCCUGAGUGCCGCCGCCUGUUGUCCUCGGCAGCGAACUCCUCGCGUGGAUUUUGAUCAUCCGGCGGAUAUUAUUCCUUUGCGGAAAAAGGCGGGCGGAAGUGCGACAAUCAAAGAGCGCAUGGAUAGCCCAAUUUCCACCUGUUCGGUGGCCUGUCAUCAACUGAAAACGAAGCUGGCAUCGCAGGAAUUUUCCGGGGGCAGUGGCAAGGAUCAAAGGUGGCUGUGGACCCGCUUGAUUCGCGGCAACGAUGGCUGCAUGGUGUACGAGGUCUACAAGGAAUCCGAUGCGGAUAAAUCGCCCUCCAAAAUCGGAUCGGAGGCACCCAUCAUCCUUUUUCUGGUCAUGCCGAACGGUUAUAUUAUGCCCUUUGAGUCGAUUUGUAGUCCUUGAAGAUGAAAGGUGUGCUAUUGCAUAC